Molecule: messenger RNA, 507 nt
Organism: Cooperia oncophora
Lineage: Eukaryota; Metazoa; Nematoda; Chromadorea; Rhabditida; Trichostrongylidae
Source: the annotation of a GenBank genome assembly
UUGUUUCACAUAAAAGAUUUUUUAAUUUUUUCAGCCUGUACAUUUAGCUCGAUCUCCUCUUCCGUUUCCAAGCGAAUUCAAUUUCAGUCAUCCUUCGAUACGCUCCGCCCACUCUCAUAUCCGGAUGCCGACGUGUUCGUCAUCGUCUAUUCAGUCGUCGAUCCGCAAUCAUUCGCAGAAAUUUCCGCUCAUUGGCUUCCAGAGAUAAACCGUGGGAAUCCUGUGGCGCAAGUGGUGCUGGUUGGGACGCAGGUCGACCUACGAUGGCAAACCUCAAAAGAUACCGUUUCAACGGCUAAAGGACGGCAGCUCGCCUCACAGAUUGGCGCGGAGUUUUUUGAAUGCUCCGCCCUUACACAACAUAAUCUGAAGCAGAUGUUCGACUCAGCCAUCCUCGCUGCGCUCGAAGGAAGGCGGACAAUCAAAUCUCCUCGUCCUCACUUGCACACCUCACGGAUCAAGCAGGGCUUUCAUCGUAUUAUGAACAUCACUAGAAAAUUUAUUUGA